CCUCAGGCCGCCAAGCCCCGUGGUCUGGAACCAACAGAACGGAAUCCUUCGCCACGGCGGACUUAACAUGUUGCUCGCUCUUCUGUCAUGAUCUUCCCUCUCUAGCCCGCCUGGUUUUUACUUUUGGUUCUGGUGCUUCCAAUCUCUGUUCUUCUCUUGACGAUCGCUCUUCUUUGCUUUGAUUUUCCACCCUCGACUUUCCUCUCCUCAUCUCUGCCCGCCUACCUGCCUACUCGAUCUUAUCAAUCCAGCGGCGUUGCAUUUACCCCGCGUCUUCCGUGACCCCCCGUGUCUCACCCCUCCGCCCGGCGCAUGACCGACCGUCUGCGAAUCCCUGUGCUGAAGAUCGCGAGUGUGUGUCUGUGUGUGUCUGUCUGAGAUAGUCAGGCCUGAUCUUGUUUCAAGCUUGUGGUGUUUGCUGGGUGUCGAUCAUGGGUAAAUCGCAGUCGAAACUCUCCCCCUCCCAGCUGGAUGAGCUCCAACGAGCGACACACUUCGAUAAAAAAGAACUACAGCAAUGGUACAAAGGAUUUCUGAAGGACUGUCCCUCGGGCACCCUGACCAAGGAAGAGUUCCAAAAAAUCUACCGACAGUUUUUCCCCUUCGGCGAUCCGUCCUCGUUCGCGAAUUAUGUCUUCCGUGUAUUCGACUCCGACAAUAGCGGGAUGAUCGAUUUCAAGGAGUUCAUCUGUGCCUUGUCGGUCACCUCGCGGGGGAAGAUGGAGGAUAAGUUGGACUGGGCUUUCCAGCUGUACGAUAUUGAUGGGGACGGCAAGAUCACAUAUGACGAGAUGCUUGCGAUUGUUGAGGCGAUCUACAAGAUGGUGGGCUCGAUGGUGAAACUUCCCGAGGACGAAGAUACCCCCGAGAAACGCGUGCGCAAAAUCUUUCGCAUGAUGGAUAAAGACGAAAAUGGCAGUCUGGACAUGGAGGAAUUCAAAGAGGGCAGCAAGCGCGACGAGACGAUCGUCAGCGCGCUGUCUCUGUACGACGGGCUGGUAUAAAGAACGACUGGAUCGUUCUAUCUACCUCUUUCCCUCCCCGCCGCUCUCUUUCUCUUCCCCUUUCUUCCUCUCCAUCUUUCUAUCUUCCACCUCCCCCGAUCCUUUGAAUACGGGCGCGGAGACAACUCCUCCAUUUCCAUCACUGUUUGUUGCUUCGUUCUAGGAUUCCCAUAACUGCUCGUUGUAUUCACCUGUUUGUUCCGCGCCGCCAUCUGUUUGAUGAUUCUCCGAGGCUGGUGGCGAGCCAGGUCGCCAUCUAUGUAUUUUCAGCUUUUCCCAUCUCCUUCUCUUCGUACAACUGUAUUGCCUAUUCGCGCUAAGUUUUGAUUGAUUGAUUGAUUGAUGAUUGAUUGGAUCUCUCAAGGAAAGAUCGACAUGGAUGAUAGAAUAUUACACCAGAACGGAUCUACGGUGGUCGACCUACAGGCUAGUGUCACUACCGGGUGUCUCGACUCGGUGGUAUCCACAGACCUAGUGAGGUUCGACUUCCAUAGGAGGCGGAUGAAGUAUGUACAGAUAACUCAUUACAGGGACAUGUUCACUUUAGGCGGAGUAGAGUAAAGGCACGCUCGUACGCACGAAUUCCGAGUUCAAGU
Messenger RNA from Aspergillus candidus, 1600 nucleotides. Its product is annotated as EF-hand domain-containing protein. Gene Ontology annotation, molecular function: calcium ion binding. NCBI's taxonomy places the organism in Eukaryota, Fungi, Ascomycota, Eurotiomycetes, Eurotiales, Aspergillaceae. Gene Ontology annotation, cellular component: membrane; cytosol; intracellular membrane-bounded organelle. The transcript is spliced from 4 exons. The record is from RefSeq and is a predicted model, not a curated record. Bases 432 to 1004 code for a protein of 190 amino acids.